This is a messenger RNA of Phodopus roborovskii (desert hamster), 2843 nucleotides long. RefSeq names its product cadherin 9 (gene Cdh9). Gene Ontology annotation, cellular component: adherens junction; plasma membrane; catenin complex. Gene Ontology annotation, molecular function: cadherin binding; calcium ion binding. The coding region runs from base 477 to 2843 and encodes 788 amino acids. NCBI's taxonomy places the organism in Eukaryota, Metazoa, Chordata, Mammalia, Rodentia, Cricetidae. The transcript has 12 exons. The record is from RefSeq and is a predicted model, not a curated record. Gene Ontology annotation, biological process: cell-cell junction assembly; cell morphogenesis; adherens junction organization.
CAACUGCAAACAGAUUAAACAGAGCUGAUUAACGGAGACUAAAAAACACUGGGUUAUUUUCUCUUAUGAGGGUCUUUGACAAAUCCUCCCUUAGCCCUACCACUUUAUUCACUUGCAAAUCGCUCAGCCUAAAGGGGUCUGCACAGCCCACCCUAAACCUGGAGCCCUGCAGCGCCAUCAGCUGCAAUAUCUUCUUAUAUGAGCGACGUUUCUUAUUAAUCAGUAACGCGGAAUGGAAGCCAAUCAGAGAGUUCCUUUGGUUUCAGAUUCCUGCCUGUCUGAGUUAAAAGUGUUGCUGAAAGAGAGGCUCAGUGAGAUGCAUGAAGAUUCCGCUGGGAAGACACUAUGAAAAGGGAAGAGGAGGAAUGAGGCAGCAGCAACAGCAGAAUCGAAUCUCCUGCUGAGCGAGGCUAACAUAGUUCCACUGCUAAACAAGAACAUACAUUCAAAUUUUCUUCCUUCUGAAGUUGAAGAUAAUGAGGACGCACCAUUGUCUUUCACUGGUCAUCUGGAUGUGUAUCCUCCAUACCAUUGACAACAGCCCAUUAAAAGCAAAGGAUAAUAGUCACUUACUGAAAACCAUAGUGGAUUUGACAAAAGAUGAUGGGAAAAUGCUCCAUCGCACCAAACGUGGCUGGAUGUGGAAUCAGUUCUUCUUGUUGGAAGAAUACACAGGUACAGACACUCAGUAUGUAGGAAAGCUUCACACUGACCAAGAUAAAGGAGAUGGAAAUUUAAAAUACAUUUUGACAGGAGAUGGGGCCGGCAAUCUGUUUGUUAUAGAUGAAAAUACAGGAGACAUUCAUGCUGCAAAGAAAUUAGACAGAGAAGAAAAAUCCCUGUAUAUUCUUCGCGCCAAGGCUAUAGACAGAAAGACUGGGCGGCAAGUGGAGCCAGAAUCUGAAUUCAUCAUUAAAAUUCAUGACAUCAAUGACAAUGAGCCAAAAUUCACAAAAGACUUGUACACAGCCAGUGUUCCCGAAAUGUCUGGAGUUGGUACUUCUGUCAUACAAGUGACUGCCACCGAUGCAGAUGAUGCCAACUAUGGGAACAGUGCAAAAGUGGUCUACAGCAUACUGCAAGGGCAGCCAUAUUUUUCAGUGGACCCAGAAUCAGGCAUAAUAAAAACUGCAUUACCAGACAUGAGCAGAGAAAACAGAGAGCAGUAUCAGGUGGUUAUUCAGGCCAAGGACAUGGGCGGCCAGAUGGGAGGCCUUUCUGGAACAACCACAGUGAACAUCACCCUCACUGAUGUCAACAACAACCCUCCUCGGUUUCCACAGAGCACUUAUCAAUUUAAUUCUCUGGAGUCUGCACCCCUUGGAACUCAUCUUGGAAGGAUAAAAGCCAAUGACCCUGACAUGGGGGAGAAUGCUGAGCUGAAAUACAGCAUUUCAGGAGGAGAAGGAUCAGACAUGUUUGAUGUGAUUACCGACAAAGAUACACAGGAAGGGAUCAUAACUGUCAAACAGAAUUUAGAUUAUGAAAAGAAAAUGCUAUACACUUUAAGAGUGGAUGCAAGCAAUACCCACCCAGACCCUCGCUUCUUGCAUCUUGGGCCUUUCAAAGAUACAGCCAUGGUUAAGAUAUCCGUGCAAGAUGUAGACGAGCCCCCUGUGUUCAGUAAGCUCUCUUACUUGAUGGAGGUAGAUGAAGAUGUCAAGGAGGGAAGCAUCAUUGGACAAGUCACUGCAUAUGAUCCAGAUGCUAUGAACAACAUAAUAAAAUACUCUGUUGACCGGCAUACUGAUAUGGAUCGUGUUUUCAGUAUUCACUCAGAAAAUGGCUCUAUCUUCACUGUGAAGCCCCUGGACAGGGAAUCCUCUCCUUGGCACAAUAUCACAGUUACAGCCACAGAGACAAAUAACCCAAAACAAACUACCCAAAUUCCUGUCUUCAUUAGAAUUCUUGAUAUAAAUGAUCAUGCUCCGGAAUUUGCCAUGUAUUAUGAAACAUUUGUUUGUGAAAAUGCAAAAUCUGGUCAGCUGAUUCAAACAAUUAGUGUCAUGGACAAAGAUGACCCUCCCAGAGGACACAAGUUCUUCUUUGAGCCAGUGCCAGAAUUUCCUCUCAACCCAAACUUCACCAUUGUUGACAAUAAAGAUAACACUGCAGGAAUCAUAACUCGAAAAGAUGGGUACAGCCGCACCAAAAUGAACACAUACCUACUGCCAGUUUUAAUCUUUGACAAUGAUUACCCUAUUCAAAGCAGCACUGGAACGCUCACUAUCCGUGUGUGUGCGUGUGAUAACCAAGGGAACAUGCAGUCUUGCAAUGCAGAGGCCCUGAUUCUUCCUGCUGGCCUGAGCACAGGAGCGCUCAUAGCAAUUUUGCUUUGUGUCAUCAUUCUGCUCACUCUAAUCGUGCUGUUUGCUGCAUUGAAGAGGCAACGAAAAAAGGAGCCUCUGAUUAUCUCAAAGGAUGAUGUCCGGGACAAUAUUGUAACUUAUAAUGAUGAAGGUGGUGGAGAAGAAGAUACCCAGGCUUUUGACAUUGGCACAUUAAGGAACCCGGAAGCAAGAGAAGACAGUAAACUUAGGAGAGAUGUCAUGCCUGAUACCAUUUUUCAGAUAAGGAGGACAGUACCCCUGUGGGAAAAUAUUGAUGUACAGGAUUUUAUUCACCGGAGAUUAAAAGAAAAUGAUUCCGACCCAAGUGCACCUCCCUACGACUCCCUGGCCACUUAUGCCUAUGAAGGGAAUGAUUCCAUAGCUAAUUCGCUCAGUUCCUUAGAGUCUCUCACUGCUGAUUGCAACCAAGAUUACGAUUACCUUAGCGAUUGGGGGCCUCGGUUCAAAAAACUCGCUGAUAUGUAUGGAGGUGAUGAUAGUGACCGGGAAUGA